GUAUCUUCCCCCUUAAGAAAUUGUAAAUUGUUCCUUUCGACUUCUCAUACUUUCAUCCUUCUUGUUUCGUCUGAGAUCGUCAAAUGCAGUCCUGCAAAGCCGCUCCCAGUAACUCACAGGGUACAGGAACAAACACGGAACAGGUGUAUUCUGAAUCGGAGAAUUUUGUUGAGAUCGUAUAUAGUUUGGAUAAUGACCAGUCUGUGGAUGUUGAGGACAGUGGUUCGGGGGAUAAUAGUGAGUUGGAUCCAGAGGCAUCACGAUUAAUUCCUGGGCUUCCUGAUGACAUUGCACUUUUCUGCUUGGCAAGGGUUCCUCGAAGGCAUCAUGUGCUUCUGAAAUGUGUGUCAAGAAAAUGGAGAGACUUGGUUAGUGGUGAAGAGUGGUACUCCUAUAGAAAAAAACAUGAUCUCCAGGAGAGUUGGAUUUAUGCCUUAGGUAGAGACAAGUCUGAACAGCUGUGUUGUUAUGUUUUGGACCCAACUCGAUUAAAAAGGGGAUGGAAGCCCAUUCUAGGACUUCCACAUCGCUGCAUAAGGAGAAAAGGUGUAGGCUUUGAAGUGUUAGGGAAGAAACUAUUCCUAUUCGGUGGAUGUGGCUGGAUUGAAGAUGCUACUAACGAAGUCUAUUGCUAUGAUGCUGCCAUGAAUAAGUGGAAUCAAGCUACUUCCUUGGUGGUUCCAAGGUGCUACUGUGUAUCUGAAGUGUUAGAUGAAAAAAUCUAUGCAAUUGGGGGAAUAGGGCCAAAUUCCAAUAAUUUACCUUCCUGGGAAACUUACAACACGGAAACAACAAGUUGGACUUUGCAUGAAAACCCUAACAUUUUCCCUGAUAUUGAAGAUUCUGUAGUCUUGGGUGGGAAGAUUUACAUUCGCGGGGGUUCUUCGCCUCUAUCUUCUUUAGUGUCUGCAUUUGUCUAUGAACCAUCAAGCAACACAUGGCAGCUGGCAGCUUCUGAAUUAGUAUCAGGUUGGUAUGGUCCAGCAGUUGUCGUAGAUGGGACGCUUUAUGUGUUAGAUCAGUCUUCAGGUACCAGGUUGAUGAUGUGGCAAAAGGAUAUUAGGGAAUGGGUGGCAGUUGGGAGAUUGUCACCCCUAUUGACAAAGCCUCCCUGUCGGCUUGUAGCGGUGGGGAAUAAUAUCUUUAUUAUUGGAAAGGGCCUUAGCACCGUUGUUUUUAAUGUUGAAAACGCAAGGAACAUGGAUGGUGUGUUAGUGAGCACUUCCAUUCCAAAGUCAAUAUCUGAUGAUGAUGUAAUAAGUUGUAAAGCAAUCACAAUCUAAGUUUAGGAAUAUCAAGUGUAACAGCUUGCUGUGACUUGUUAAUGUCCUUUACUACCAUCUGUGACACAUCUGUUUCG
This is a messenger RNA of Solanum verrucosum, 1360 nucleotides long. RefSeq names its product F-box/kelch-repeat protein SKIP4. The record is from RefSeq and is a predicted model, not a curated record. Bases 84 to 1283 code for a protein of 399 amino acids. Lineage: Eukaryota; Viridiplantae; Streptophyta; Magnoliopsida; Solanales; Solanaceae. The transcript is spliced from 3 exons. Gene Ontology annotation, molecular function: protein binding.